Messenger RNA from Mercenaria mercenaria, 747 nucleotides. RefSeq lists its product as uncharacterized. The record is from RefSeq and is a predicted model, not a curated record. The transcript has 2 exons. Bases 1 to 747 code for a protein of 248 amino acids. NCBI's taxonomy places the organism in Eukaryota, Metazoa, Mollusca, Bivalvia, Venerida, Veneridae.
AUGUUUCUGGUUGGAAGUAGAACGGCCACAGUUGAAUGUAAUCUGGUCUUACCAAAUGAUUACGCUAUCAACGGAAGACAUGGAAAUGAACAGGAAAACAAAAUGGAUUCUCAAAUUCCUACAAAACCUUCAACCCCAUCGCAGACGACAACAUUUGCAGGAACAGUGAAAACAACACGAACAUUAUCACCAACUUUAGAAACAAUAACAAAACGAACUCCUGAAACAGGAGCAAAAGAAAAUGAUACGCUUAAAGGUUACACAGCUGGUAUUCACACGACUUCGCUUAGCGGAACAUCAAGUAUCCUAUGUCUACCAAGGAACCCGGAGUAUGCAAAAGCCCAUUCUCUGAGCUAUAUAAACAGUGAAUUGUAUAGCGUUGAAUUUGCGGCUUUCACAGAAGACUUGCUAGCAAUAUUUGGUGACUCAAGCAUAAAAGAACAUGUCCUCCCGUGUGCGGUAUGCGAGGUCGUUGGGCGUGGAACAAGUACAAUGUUUCCCGCACUAACAAAAUGUUUUCAAGGAUGGACAUUUGAGUAUUCUGGAUAUCUCAUGUCAGCUCCAAUUAACAGAGAUAUAAACAUCGAUACAAAAUGCAUUGACAGUGACCCGGAAGCUCUAGAUAUAGAAGUUUCAAGGGGUCUGCACUUUGAGGCUGAAUUAGCUUUUAUAUCAAGUAAAGGAAAGCUGCCGGCACCACCAUAUGUGGUAAAAAGGGCCCUUACUUGUGUUGUCUGCACAAAAUAA